AUGUCUCUAUCACAACUAUCACGACUCCUUCCUUUACCAGAACCUGAUCUGCAGCAAGUCCUAGACUAUGCAGCCACACUCUCGAAGCAAGAAGCCGCAGAUCACUUCAACAACCUCCUAGGGGAAUCACCACAAUCAAUCGAGUUCAUCUCCUCCUUCAACUCACGGCGGCAAAAUCCCAUUGCAAAAUCACAACCAGCAUCAUCAUCCCAAUCCUCAGAUUCCUCCGGCGUACCAAGAAGCACCCGCAAACCACCCAAGAAGAAAGCGCCCCUCCAUGCCCUCCCCGCUCGCAAAAUCGAAAACACAUAUGCUGCUUCAGGCACAGCAUAUACCAAGAAGAACGAAGAUGAUUACAUACCAAAAAGACCAACACCUACAAAUUCCGGCACCUCAACACCAAACAAUGCCUUCUCCCUCGACCCCAAACCAUCCGCCACCCAAACCCCUCACAAAGCUCCCCCCUCCGCAUCAGGCACCCUAAUAUCAGACUUCAAAUCCAAAAGCACCCCCACAACACGAACAUCCUCCCCAGCACCUCCCUCCUCGUCCUCCUCCUCCUCCAAACCCACCAAAAUCGCCAUCACCGGCGGGACCCCCAUGCACGGCGCCUCCACAACCCUCACCUCCCUCGACGCCGCGAUCCGCACCCUCGAAAUAAGCACCAACACCACCCUCCUCCUCCCCGCCUCCAAACGCGCCUGCAACUGCAUCGGCUCGCGGCACCCCCUCCUAACAGCCGCGCCCAACUGCCUCAACUGCGGGAAAGUAAUCUGCGUCAAAGAAGGCCUCGGCCCCUGCACAUUCUGCUCCUCACCCCUCCUCUCCGCCCUCGAAGUCCAAGGCAUGAUCCGCGAGCUCCGCGAGGAGCGCGGAAGAGAGAAGAUGCUUCUCGACAACUCCACCCAUCGCCGAGCUGAAGUCUCCAAGGCACCCUUACCAUUUUCUGCGCCCAGAGAUACUGUGGGGAUGAGUCCCGCUGAAGCAGCGGCCAAGGAACAUCGUGAUCGGCUGCUGGGAUUCCAGGCGCAGAAUGCGAAAAGAACGACUGUGAGGGACGAGGCGGCUGAUUUCGAGACGCCGGUUACGGCCGGGGUUAAUAUCUGGGCGAGUCCGGCGGAGAGGGCGCGCACGCUGAAGAGGCAGCAGAAGGUGCUGGCGGAGCAGGAGUGGAAUGCCAGGCCCGAGUAUGAGAAGAGGAGGCAGGUGGUUAGUAUUGAUUUGGUGAAGGGGAAGGUGGUGAAGAAGAUGGCGGCGGUGGAGAAGCCUGUUUAUGAUCAUGUUCCUAGUGAGGAUGAGGAUGAGGAUGUUGAAGAUGAGUAUCCUCUGGCGGAGGUUAGUGGGAAUGGGAAUGGAGGGAGGACGGGAGCGUUUAGUAGGAAUCCUUUGCUGAAAGGACUUAUCAAACCUGUUUACGACAAUGGGAAAGGGAAGGGGAAAGAAAGUGAGACUGGAAAGGUAGAAAUCACGAAGAAGCAGACUUGGCGAAGAGUACAAGACUCAUUAGAAGACAACGAGGAAAUCAUCCUAGAUGGAGGAGCUUAUGGUGGGCGGGCUGGCGACAGAGCAGAGGUUGACGAACCAGCGAGGUCAUGA
This is a messenger RNA of Cadophora gregata, 1596 nucleotides long. RefSeq lists its product as uncharacterized. The record is from RefSeq and is a predicted model, not a curated record. The transcript has a single exon. Gene Ontology annotation, molecular function: zinc ion binding. Gene Ontology annotation, biological process: regulation of DNA-templated transcription. Bases 1 to 1596 code for a protein of 531 amino acids. Lineage: Eukaryota; Fungi; Ascomycota; Leotiomycetes; Helotiales; Ploettnerulaceae. Gene Ontology annotation, cellular component: nucleus.